AUGACGCCACGUUUUCUGACAAAAAUGAUGACAUCACCUUAUGCUUCACCGAGUCCACCAGAGUACCCAAUGGAAAGAAAGCUGAAAAAGCCUUUGAUGGAGAAACGUCGUAGAGCUCGCAUGAACGAAUGUUUGGAUCAGUUGAAACAUCUCUUACUACAUAUUUCACCAAAUCACCGUACUAAGUUGGAAAAAGCAGAUAUCUUAGAAAUGACUGUUGCCUAUCUCAAUCAGAUGCAGCAUCCGCCAUCACCAUCGACAUCAUUCGACAGCAAUGCCAUUUAUCAGCAAUCUUAUGCGGAAGGUUUCACUGUAGCUGCUUCGGCUUGUUUGACUUAUCUGCAAAAUACUCUACCGCCUGGUGAAUUUGCACCUCAAGCACAGCAGUUCAGAAUUGGGCUCAUUCAACAUCUUCAAUCUGUAAUGUCGAAUCAUGUAAAUGCGUCAGGUGAAGAUGUAGGACCGAUUGUUCCUCAUUCAUUACCGUCAUACUUUCUAACAAACUUCCAGACACAGUCGUCAUUAGCUGGUACUUGCUUAGCCUCGAAUCACAUACCAAAUUCGGCUUAUGACCGCACUGCUUGUGCUGCAUAUCAGUCUAACAUUCCCGCAUUUUAUUGCACUUCUGCAUUACAUACGGCGGUUCCUUCGCCAUCUCAAUCAAAUAUCCUCUUUGUUCCGAAGGAUUCUGUACCCCGACCUAUAGCCAUUGUUGGUGCGCAACCUGUUUUGUCUGGUUUCUGUGGUAAUCGUGUGGAGAAAUGCAGUAGUCAUUCAGAACGAGCGAAAGAAAAUGAAAUCAAGGACAAAAUUAAUGGAUUUGAGGAAAUGGAAACAAUAAAAGAUGUGAAAGUUUGGCGACCGUUUUAA
Brugia malayi is the source of this 870-nucleotide messenger RNA. RefSeq lists its product as uncharacterized. Lineage: Eukaryota; Metazoa; Nematoda; Chromadorea; Rhabditida; Onchocercidae. Bases 1 to 870 code for a protein of 289 amino acids. The record is from RefSeq and is a predicted model, not a curated record. Gene Ontology annotation, biological process: regulation of neurogenesis; regulation of transcription by RNA polymerase II; anterior/posterior pattern specification. Gene Ontology annotation, cellular component: nucleus. Gene Ontology annotation, molecular function: DNA-binding transcription factor activity, RNA polymerase II-specific; RNA polymerase II cis-regulatory region sequence-specific DNA binding; protein dimerization activity. The transcript is spliced from 3 exons.